Sitodiplosis mosellana (orange wheat blossom midge) is the source of this 3600-nucleotide messenger RNA. Its product is annotated as protein HID1. NCBI's taxonomy places the organism in Eukaryota, Metazoa, Arthropoda, Insecta, Diptera, Cecidomyiidae. Gene Ontology annotation, cellular component: Golgi trans cisterna; Golgi medial cisterna; membrane. Bases 342 to 2900 code for a protein of 852 amino acids. The transcript is spliced from 10 exons. The record is from RefSeq and is a predicted model, not a curated record.
CUCUUGUCAAAAACGUGCAUGGUAUGUAUGGAAUCUGAUUGUCAAACAACGACACCACCGUCAUCAGCAUAUCUGAGCCAUUGAGCAAUUGAGCAUUUCUUCUUGCGUGUAUUUUUCUCUCUGCCAUUCAUAUGAAGUUAUAGUGAGUUGUCAAAUAGGACGAACACACAGAAUACGUAGUAGUGUUGUUGUUGUUGCUGUCUCUGCGCCUACAACAUACACAUCGGUGUUUUUUUAUUCGAAACACUUUUACGGAGAAUUAAGACGUCGAGUUUUUGUGUGGAUUACAAAAAGACUGGUUAAAAAUUAAAAAAAGGCAGCGCGAGAGAUUGUGAUCGACAAUGGGCAACGUCGAUACAAAAUUGAAUUUUCGUAAAGCGAUUGUUCAACUUGGCACCAAAGAUCAGCAAAUAAAUGCAAAUGAUGAUGUGUUCUGGGAUCAAUUUUGGUCUGACCAUGGCACCAACAUACAAGACGUAUUCGCAUUGGUGCCGUCGAGUGAAAUUCGAACACUUCGGCGAGAUAAUCCCGCAAAUCUGGCCACUCUCUGCUACAAGGCAACUGAACGACUGGUUCGAGCCGUCGACACCAGCUGUCGUACACAUUCCGAACAACAAGCUGCUUUAAAUUGCGUGCGACUACUUACCAGAGUCAUUCCAUACAUACACGAGGAUAACGAAUGGAAAGACUUUUUCUGGUCAUCAUUGCCAUCGGCCAACGAAAAUGAACCAACCACCAUUCCAUUAGCACAAAGCCUAUUGAAUGCAAUUUGUGAUUUGCUGUUUUGUCCCGAUUUUACGGUGACAUCGGCUCGUCGAUCGGGCCCUGACAAGGCGGAAGAGUUGGCCAACAUCGAUAGUUGUGAAUACAUUUGGGAUGCUGGUGUUGGUUUUGCCCAUUCGCCACCGAAAAAUUCACAGUUUGAACAACGACGCACCGAGCUACUGAAAUUGUUACUCACCUGUUUCAGUGAAACAAUGUACCGUACACCAAAUAAAAGUGAAGAGCCUAACAAAUGGAUUGCGUAUUUUACAAGUGCAGAGAAUCGUCACGCUUUGCCUUUAUUCACAUCAUUCCUGAACACAGUCUGUUCAUAUGAUCCGGUGGGAUUAGGUGUCCCUUACAAUCACUUCAUUUUCACCGAUACAAUGGAACCAUUAGUUGAAGCAUGUCUACAAAUCUUGAUUGUAACGCUUGAUCACGACAUGACGUUGCAUCAAUCUUCGAUAAUGGCUACAAAUGGCACGGCAAACAGUUCUGGUGCUACUAGUUUCGAAGAGGCCAACAGUGUUGGUGACAACUUAUUCAUAAAUUAUCUGUCACGCAUUCAUCGGGACGAAGACUUUCAAUUCUGCUUGAAAGGCAUCACCCGCCUACUCAACAAUCCACUCGUACAAAGCUAUCUACCUAAUUCGACGAAACGCCUGCAUUGCCAUCAAGAAUUGCUAGUUUUUUUCUGGAAAAUUUGCGACUACAAUAAGAAAUUUUUAUAUUAUGUGCUGAAAAGCAGCGACGUGCUCGACGUUUUGGUACCCAUUUUAUACCAUUUAAACGAUUCACGCGCCGAUCAAUCUCGCGUUGGUCUCAUGCACAUUGGCGUUUUUAUUUUGCUUCUGUUAUCCGGCGAGCGAAAUUUCGGUGUUCGACUCAAUAAACCAUACACAGCUACUGUUCCCAUGGAUAUUCCAGUUUUUACCGGAUCACAUGCGGAUUUAUUAAUUACCGUCUUUCACAAAAUAAUUGCGACGGGCCAUCAAAGACUGCAACCGCUUUUCGAUUGUUUGCUUACGAUUUUGGUCAAUGUGUCACCAUACUUAAAAACUCUGUCAAUGGUGGCGGCUAUCAAGCUAUUGCAUUUGUUAGAAGCAUUUAGCACACCAUGGUUUCUAUUUUCGGCACCAUCGAAUCAUCAUUUAGUGUUUUUCCUACUGGAAAUAUUCAACAAUAUUAUUCAAUAUCAGUUUGAUGGCAAUGCAAAUUUAGUGUAUACAAUCAUUCGAAAGCGUCAUGUGUUCCAUGCGUUGGCCAAUUUGCCAUCCGAUUUGCAGGGCAUUUCAAAAUGUUUGAGUAACCGAAAGUUGGGCGUCGCACAAACGAUGAAUCGUGUGAAAACUCCAAAAACUGCCUCACCAAUAACGGAACGACGAUCGUUUAGUGAAGAUACCGUGGCGCCAGCGGUGAAACCGUUGCCAGCAGUCGCCGAUGAAGAGGAUGGCUCAAGCAUUGAGAACAAAAGUGACAUUGAAGAGUCAAUGGAAGGUUCACGUCCGGCUCUGCCAGCCGAACCGGGUACACUCAAAGCAUCGUUGCUCGACACACCCGCCAUUGCCACGAUGACCGAACGAGAAUCGGCCCAUCCGUUGCAAGCGCCACUUUGCGAUUUUAGUCCCAUGAAUGAACAUUGUGAUAGUACAAACGUACAAGACAUUCAAAAUGUGGAGCUCACAAAAUUGUCCAUCGACGAAACCCAACCAGAAGAACCAAUGCCAGCUCCAUUGAAACGAACUGUUAAUCAGCGUGGCAGCAUUCGUGUGUCAUCGAAUCCAGUAAAUGCAGCUUCCGUUUGGACACCAACACCCGAAUGGGUGGCUUCAUGGCGAGCAAAGCUACCAUUGCAAACGAUUAUGAGAUUACUUCAGGUGUUAGUACCUCAAGUGGAGAAAAUUUGUAUUGAUAAAGGUUUGACUGAUGAGUCAGAAAUUUUGAAAUUUCUUCAGCACGGCACAUUGGUUGGCUUAUUACCCGUUCCGCAUCCGAUUCUCAUUCGAAAAUACCAAGCAAAUAGCGGAACAACAGCUUGGUUCCGAACUUAUAUGUGGGGUGUGAUUUACUUGAGAAACAUCGAUCCGGCGAUUUGGUAUGACACGGAGGUUAAACUAUUUGAAAUUCAAAGGGUAUAAAGCGAAACCAAGCUAAGCAAACGGCCAGAGUGUCAAGAUACACGGCUCUACACAUUCCCGAUUUCCAUUAUUCAUAUGGCUGAGUGUGAUCACGUUUGAUAAACCUAUUUAGCCGAAGAAAAAACACAAUAAUGAAAUUCUGUUUCGAAAUUUAAGUUAAAAUUUGUUUUGAUUAGGUCAAAAUAUGGCGUAUGUUCUUUUCGUUACACGUAGGAUAUGUUUACCAUGCCAAAAUGUCCAGAGACAUUUGGUCUUAUAUGUUCUUCUGUUUUUUUUUCGUUUGAAUUUGAAUCUAUUUAUUUACAGUCGUUUGUGCAAUUUUUGUGAAUGACGAUAAUCAAAAUAAUUUAUUCUCUUGCGUUAAUUUUUAUGUUUAUUAAAUUAACUAAAGUAGUUUCUUUUAAGUCCAUAGAUUGUAGAUUCUAUGAUAGUUUUUAUUUUCGAAUAGCUCUAAACAAGCAACACUCCAAAUAUUCAUAUAUCAAUGCGCAAAUUCGCAUUGUAUUUGUUUUGGCAGACAUUUGAUUUGUAAAAUUUUCGUUCCGAUUUUUUGUUGUUGUGAUAUUUUUCACUGAGUUUCAAUUGUAUUCCGUAUUUUAAAAAUUAUCCAAUGCAUCUAAAAAGAGCAAAAAUACAAUUCUAUAAAAAAAACAUUUGUACAUAUUUGCUUUCGAAUAAAAAAAAUUUGCAUUUCGCGCAA